Molecule: messenger RNA, 807 nt
Organism: Gossypium arboreum
Lineage: Eukaryota; Viridiplantae; Streptophyta; Magnoliopsida; Malvales; Malvaceae
Product: serine/threonine-protein phosphatase 7 long form homolog
Exons: 3
Coding region: 1-807 (268 amino acids)
Biological process (GO): meristem maintenance; meristem development
Source: RefSeq, a predicted model, not a curated record
AUGGCAAAUCAGCUUAUUCGUUUGGAUGGUAAGCACAUCUCCGCCAUUCAAUUACAAAUGGCUGAAGAUCGGAUAUUGGAGACGUACAUAAACAAUUUAAGCGAAGGCGCAUCAGAUGUCAUUUAUGGACACUUACGAGAUGCAGGAUUUUUAUACGUGGCUCGCAUGCUCGGGGGGACUAAAUUGGAUCCCACACUUAUCAGUGCUUUGGUCGAAAGAUGGAGACCGGAGACACACACAUUCCAUCUUCCCUGUGGUGAGUGUACAAUUACACUCGAGGACGUUAGUUUACAACUCGGUCUACCGGUUGAUGGGGAAGUUGUUACGGGGCCAGUGCUUAGUGCCGAUUGGAGUGAAACAUGCGAGCAAUUAUUAGGGAAGGUGCCGAACAAGUUUAAGGGUAGCCGGAUCGAGAUGAAAUGGUUGGAGGACAACUUCAAAACUAUCAAGGCUUCAGCGAGUGAUGUUGAAAAAGAACAAUUCGCUCGCGCGUUCAUCUUAAAAUUGAUCGGGGGUUUGCUCAUGCCAGAUAAAUCUCGAAAUCUGGUACAUUUAAGGUGGCUGCUACUACUAGCCGACUUAAAAGAAGCGGGACGACUUAGUUGGGGAUCAGCAGUGUUGGCGACAUUGUACCGAGAAAUGUGUAGAGCAACACAACCAGAAAAAGCUAAAAUAAGCGGUUGCAUGCUUCUUCUUCAAUCGUGGGCAUGGUGGAACAAUCCCGCUAGACAUAGCGGUAUACCGACCGAGCUCGAGGAUAUUCGACUAGCUUUAGAUCAACAAACUGAAGAGGAGGUUAGUUUAUGA